UGCGUGUCGCUCGCGUGGCUCUGCUCCUCCUCUGAUUGGCUGCCGCUGUCCGGCGGCACGCUUCUCCGUGCGGGGCGCUGCGGCGUCAUUAUGCAGAUGAGGCGGUUGGCACGGGGCCGACCUGCCGCUGGGGGGAAACCUGGGGGGGGCGGUCAUUGUCCGGCCCGGUAUAUAAGCGGGCUGAGGCCGGGCGUGUGCCAAGCUCACGAGCUGAUCCAGAGCAGCAGAGGCGCGUGCCAGCAGUCCUGAUCCAGACUCGGUUCUGCUGGGUCGGAACCAACACUUCCUCAUCCCGCCAGAACCGAACCGAACCCGAGAUGGACUCCGUGUUCUCCGACACCGACACCAGCUGCGACCUGUUCCCGCACACAGACGAUGAGGACAGCAGCGUGCGCGGCGCGUCCCCGCCGCCCGACCAGCCGCAGCAGCAGAAGAAGCGGCGGCGCGGCCGCGGCCGCAGCGACGGCAGCGCGCAGGUGGUGAAGAAGAGUCGGCGGCUGAAAGCCAACGACCGGGAGCGGAACCGGAUGCACAACCUGAACGACGCGCUGGACGCGCUGCGGGGCGUCCUCCCCGCAUUCCCAGAUGAGACCAAACUCACCAAGAUCGAGACUCUGCGCUUUGCGCACAACUACAUCUGGGCUCUGUCCGAAACCAUACGCAUCGCGGACCUGCAGGCGUCCCGCGGCGGGGAUCCGCCCCCGCUGCGACCCGCCCCCAGCCCGGCCAGCGACGGCAGCGCCGGCCGCUGCUGGAGCUCCGGCGGCUCCUCGUCCUCCUCCUCCCCGGCCUACUGCGCCUCCAGCCCGGGCAGCCCCGCCGCGCCGGACGACCUGCUGCCGCGGGACGCGCUGUUCGGCUUCCGUAGCUUCGCUAUGGGCAUCUACUGAGGACACCUGGACACACCUGGAGACAGACCUGUCCCGCAGCGGAACCGCAGUUUGCCUUACUGAACUGGACUGACCUGGAUGAGAAGAACGUUCUUCUUCAUUUAUUUGUGUCUCAGUUUGUGUUUUACUCUAAAUAUCUUUGCACUUUCCCCCCUUAACCCCUCAGCAGUGACCAGGUUCCAGUCAGGUCUCCUCCUCCUCCUCCUCCUCCUCCUCCUC
Poecilia reticulata (guppy) is the source of this 1109-nucleotide messenger RNA. It is a transcript of the gene neurog1, whose product is annotated as neurogenin 1. NCBI's taxonomy places the organism in Eukaryota, Metazoa, Chordata, Actinopteri, Cyprinodontiformes, Poeciliidae. Gene Ontology annotation, biological process: axon development; forebrain development; sensory organ development. Gene Ontology annotation, cellular component: nucleus. The record is from RefSeq and is a predicted model, not a curated record. Gene Ontology annotation, molecular function: protein dimerization activity; DNA-binding transcription factor activity, RNA polymerase II-specific; E-box binding.